AGAGCACUUCCUGCCCGGCGCAGAGCGGCGGCCGGAAGGGGACGCUCAUUGUUGGUGCUGGAGGACCCGCGAGGAGGCCGCGAGCGGUGCCCGGAGCCCCGCGGCGGCGGUGGCGAAGAUGCCCGACCGUGACAGCUACAACAACGGCAACAGUGGCGAUGAGGUGGGUGCCAACGCCGACGACAUCUGUCGCGAUUUCCUGCGCAACGUUUGCAAGCGAGGCAAGCGCUGCCGCUUCCGCCACCCCGACAUCAGCGAGGUCACCAACCUGGGCGUGCGCAAGAACGAGUUCAUCUUCUGCCACGACUUUCAGAACAAGGAGUGCGUCCGUCUCAACUGCCGCUUCAUCCACGGCACCAAGGAGGACGAGGACUGCUACAAGAAGACGGGGGAGCUGCCCCCGCGCCUGCGGCAGAAGGUGGCCGCUGGGCUGGGACUCUCGCCCGCCGACCUGCCCAACAGCAAGGAGGAGGUGCCCAUCUGCCGGGACUUCUUGAAGGGCGACUGCCAGCGGGGUGCCAAGUGCAAGUUCCAGCACCUGCAGCGGGACUAUGAGUAUGAGGCGCGGGGCAUGGCGGCCCGCGAGCAGGGCAUCGUCCCGGCCGGCCGCCGCUACGACCCCUACGACGCCAUCUAUGACCCCGACCGCUACGAUGACCACGACCCCGUGCUGAAGCGGCGGCGGGUGGACGGGCUGCACUUCGAGACCUACGAGUACAGCUUCGCCAGCCCGCGGACGGUGGAGUACCGGCUGCUGGAGGAGGAGAACAUCAUGCUGCGCAAGCGCGUGGAGGAUCUCAAGAAGCAGGUGAACAACCUGCUGGCCACCAACGAGGUGCUACUGGAGCAGAACGCCCAGUUCCGCAACCAGGCCAAGGUGAUGACGCUGAGCUCCACCGCCACCGCCACUGAGCAGACUCUGGCUCCCACCGUGGGCACCGUCACCAACUACAACCACAGCAUCGCCCAGACGCACACCACGCUCAGCAGCCAGGCCCUCCAGCCCCGGCCCGUAUCCCAACAGGAUUUGGUAGCUCCCGCCGGAGCCCAGGCGGCUCCCCCUGCCAACGCCGCUCCCCCCAUGAACCCUGAAAUCACCCCGCUUUCGGCCGCCUUGGCCCAGACCAUCGCACAGGGCAUGGCCCCCCCUGUCUCCAUGGCGCCGGUGGCCGUCUCGGUGGCACCGGUGGCCGUCUCCAUGGCACAGCCACUGGGGGGGAUCACCAUGAGCCACGCCACCACCCCCAUGGUGACGUACCCCAUCGCCUCCCAGAGCAUGAGGAUAACGGCCAUGCCCCACUGACCCCCCCAAAGUGGGGGGCCAUGCUGCCAGUGGGGGGGGCUGGGGAAACCGGCCGGACCGCGACCCCCAUAUGAAACUGAGCCCCCGGGGGAAACGGGAGGAUGAGCAGGACGAAGGGCAGACCCGCCGCCCCAGCCUGUGGACAGUGGUGGGGGCUCUUGUCUGCUGGGGGCGGGGGGGCUGGCGGUGUGGUGACCCCCCCGCCGGGGCUUCGUGCCUCGGUCCGGCACCUGCCGCACAGAGAGGUGUUGGUGAAGCCUCCCGUGGGGGUUGGGGCUGCACCCCCCGGAGCCCCGCGUGUGGACACGCCCCCCCCCGUGCCAGGGCUGUGUCCCAGGGGGGGCGGCACCGGGGCCGCGGCUCCCCCGAGCCCUGUAACGUUUUCAACUAUUAAAAAGACCAAAAAGUC
Falco peregrinus (peregrine falcon) is the source of this 1712-nucleotide messenger RNA. RefSeq names its product zinc finger CCCH-type containing 10 (gene ZC3H10). The coding region runs from base 119 to 1303 and encodes 394 amino acids. Gene Ontology annotation, molecular function: metal ion binding. Lineage: Eukaryota; Metazoa; Chordata; Aves; Falconiformes; Falconidae. The record is from RefSeq and is a predicted model, not a curated record. The transcript is spliced from 2 exons.